AUGGACCUUACGAAGUCUAUUUCCCAACAAACCAGAGCGAAUUCUGGCCAGAAACGCUUUUCUGCAUCAACUCCAGACAUUUGUUCCGACUUUUUAUACACCACUACGGAAUCAAGAUGUCCUUCGGGUGGAUUUUCGGAGUUGGAGAGGUGGUCGUCUUGGGGCCUCCACUCAGGACCAGAAUUGACGUCUGGGAACUUGGUCAAUUUAAGCCUUUAUGAACCUUUUUCGAAUACCAACCGACAAUUUGCUUCGUCGGAGCCACAAGACUGGAGCCAUUCAUAUACUUCUGUCGCGAAAGGUGUAACAUUUCCGUUGACUUCAAGUCUCACCGGUCAUAGUUCGGCUAUGUAUGGCGAUGUUAAUACCAUCACGAUGUCUGUACUUGACUUCAAUAAUUUCGAAGAAGAUAACAAUAUCCAUAUGAGCUGGGUUAACUUACACGAUUUUAAUAAUCCAGCAUCUAUCGGUGCCAUUCUGAAACUUCCAAACAACGAAAAUAGCAUAAGACACAAUUAUGUUGUCCCCUGCGCUGUCGAUGCCAGAUGGAUUUCUGCCGAAUUAAGUAUGGAGCCUGCAACAAGCCAAAGUGUCUUUGGUAAUUUCGGGGAGCUUAGGGGAUUUCUCUGGUUUGGGGGCUUUUAUUUCAGACGCCAAUGGAAGUCGAUCUCCAGGCUUGGCUUCUGUCGUGGGUGA
Molecule: messenger RNA, 696 nt
Organism: Botrytis porri
Lineage: Eukaryota; Fungi; Ascomycota; Leotiomycetes; Helotiales; Sclerotiniaceae
Exons: 2
Coding region: 1-696 (231 amino acids)
Source: RefSeq, a predicted model, not a curated record